Molecule: messenger RNA, 3126 nt
Organism: Sinocyclocheilus rhinocerous
Lineage: Eukaryota; Metazoa; Chordata; Actinopteri; Cypriniformes; Cyprinidae
Product: NACHT, LRR and PYD domains-containing protein 3-like
Exons: 11
Molecular function (GO): protein binding
Source: RefSeq, a predicted model, not a curated record
GACCACUAGACGCCAUUUUAGAAGAUUCAAGAUCAAAAAUGUCUUCGCAGGUUACGACCUAAAAUCAUGUUUCACAUCAAUGAGGAAGAAAAGAUGAACUCUGCCUGUGAAAUGAGUGUGUCUGAGGAGAGAGAACAGGAGGCUCCUGUUGACGCUCAAAGAGCAGCAUCUCCAGGAUUCAGCUAUGUGUCUAUGAAGAGUAACAUCUCAAUGAUUAUUCCUCCUGAUCUCAGUGAUGUUUACUCUCAGAGAGCAGCAUCUCCAGGAUUCAGCUCUGUGUCUAUGAAGAGUAACAACUCAAUGAUUAUUCCUCCUGAUCUCAGUGAUGGGCCUGCUGUGACCUCUGACCCUGUUCUCAUCAGCAGGAAGAGAAAGAGAGCAGCAUCUCCAGUAUCCAACUAUGUGUCCUUGAAGAGCAACCCACACAUGUUCAGUAAUAGUGCAGUGCCCUUUCACCCUGUUGGUUGGAGAGCUGACCAGAUUAGAAAUGUGUCCUCACAGACCUGCACAUCCUCCUACAUUCAGAACCACUUCAGUCAUCAUGACACAGAAACAGACCUGCAGCUCCAUUCUCACCAACCAGUGCAUGUUGAUCUGCAGAGAGUCAAAGACCAGCACAAGACCAGCAUGAAGAACAAGUAUGAGAGCUUAUUUGAGGGAGUCAAACUACAAGAGAAUCAAACUCUCCUGAACAGGAUUUACACACAGCUGUACAUCAUAGAAGGAGAGAGUGAAGGAGUGAAUGAAGAACAUGAGGUGCUGCAGAUGGAGAAAAGUUACAGGACACUCCAAGACACUCCAAUCAACUGCAAUGACAUCUUUAAUCCUUUACCUGAACCAGGAUAUGAGGAGAACAGAAGAGAGAAGAAAGACAAAAUAAAGACGGUUCUUACUAAAGGCAUCGCUGGAAUUGGAAAAACCGUCUCUGUGCAGAAGUUCAUUCUGGACUGGGCCGAGGGAAAAGCCAAUCAGGAUGUAGAUUUCAUGUUUGUGCUUACAUUUCGAGAGCUGAACUUGAUUAAAGAUCAUCAGUACAGUCUUCACAGACUUCUGCUUGACUUUUAUCCUGAACUUCAAGAUCUGGACUCAAAGAUUUAUGAUGAAUGUAAAGCUGUGUUCAUCUUUGAUGGUCUGGAUGAAAGCAGAAUUUCACUGAUGUUUUCAGACAGUCAGAAAGUUUCUGAUGUGACUCAGAUUUCAUCAGUGGGUCUGUUGAUGUCAAACCUCAUGAGAGGAGAUCUGCUUCCCUCUGCUCUCAUCUGGAUCACCACCAGACCAGCAGCAGCCAAUCAGAUCCCCUCUAACUACAUCAACCGUGUGACAGAAAUUCAGGGAUUCAAUGACCCUCAGAAGGAGGAAUAUUUCAGGAAGAGAAUCAGUGACGAGCAUCAAGCCAGCAGAAUCAUCUCACACAUCAGAAGAGCAAGAAGCCUCCACAUCAUGUGCCACAUCCCCGUCUUCUGCUGGAUCUCAUCCACUGUGCUUCAAAACCUCCUGAAACAAGAUCUCAGUGCAGAAAUCCCUCAAACUCUGACUGAAAUGUACAUCUACUUCCUGCUCAUUCAAACAAAUAUGAAGAACCAGAAGUAUGAAGAGAGAGAUCCAGAGAAACUCCUGCAGUCCAACAGAGAAGUGAUUGUGAAACUUGCUGAACUGGCUUUCAAUCAGCUGAUGAAGGGCAAUGUGAUGUUUUAUGAGGAGGACCUGAGAGAGAGCGGCAUAGACGUCACUGACGCCUCGGUGUAUUCUGGGAUUUGCACUGAGAUCUUUAGAGAGGAAUCUGUGAUUUAUCACAGGAAGGUUUACAGUUUUGUACAUCUGAGCUUUCAGGAGUUUUUUGCAGCACUGUAUGUGUUUUACUGCUAUUUACACAAGAACAGUGAGGUUCUGAAAAUGUUCCUGACAGGAAAGUCCAGAACUCAGUGUGAGGAUGUUCCUCUGAAUACGUUUCUGAAGGGAGCAAUGAAUAAAGCUUUGAAGAGUAAAAAUGGACACCUGGAUCUUUUCCUUCGAUUUCUUCAUGGCAUCUCACUGGAGUCCAAUCAGAGACUCUUACAGGAUGCACUGAUACACACAGAGAACAACCCAGAGAGCAUCAAGAACGUAAUCCAAAACCUCAAACGAGGUCAAAAAAACAAUGUCAGUCCUGAAAGAUGGAUGAAUCUGUCACACUGCUUGAUUGAGAUGAAGAAUAAUUCUGUUGUUGAGGAAAUGCAGGUAUUUUUAACAUCUGGAAAGAAAGAAAAAAAUCUUACUCUUGCACAAUGUUCAACUUUGGCAAACAUGAUCCUGAUGUCGGAGGAGGUGCUGGAGGAGUUUGACCUAAAAAACUACAAAAUCAAGUCAUCAAAAGAGGGUCGAUGGAGACUGUUACCUGCUGUGGGGAACUGCAGAAAAGCUCUAUUGGCAGACUGUCAUCUCUCUGAUCAGCACUGUGAAAUCCUGUCUUCAGCUCUACAAUCAUCAAACUCUUCUCUGAGAGAGCUGGACCUGAGUAAAAAUAACCUGCGAGGUUCAGGAGGGAAGCAGCUCUGUGCUGGACUGAAGAGUCCUAACUGUCAACUCAACAUACUGAGAUUGUCAAGCUGUCAUCUCUCUGAUCAGCACUGUGAAAUCAUGGCUUCAGCUCUACAAUCAUCAAACUCUUCUCUGAGAGAGCUGGAUCUGAGUAACAAUGACCUGCAAGAUUCAGGAGUGAAGCAGCUCUGUGCUGGACUGAAGAGUCCUAACUGUCAACUCAACAUACUGAGAUUAUCUCAGUGUUUGGUGACAGCAGAAGGUUGUGCUGCUCUGGCAUCAGCUCUGCGUUCAAACCCCUCACACCUGAGAGAGCUGGAUCUGAGCUGCAAUCAUCCAGGAGAUUCAGGAGUGAAGCUGCUCUCUGAAACACUCAAACAUCUGGACAAACUCAAUGUGGAUCAUGGAGGAGAGUUCAGGAUCACAGCAGGACUCCACAAAUACGCCUGUGAUCUCGCACUGGAUCCAAACACAGCAAACACUCGACUCGUUCUGUCUGAGGACAACAGAAAGGUGACGUGUGUCUCUGAGCCACAGUUAUAUCCUGAUCAUCCGGACAGAUUUGAUGAGCCUCAGGUUCUGUGUUCAGAGAGUCUGACUGGACGCUGU